Molecule: messenger RNA, 1269 nt
Organism: Dipodomys ordii (Ord's kangaroo rat)
Lineage: Eukaryota; Metazoa; Chordata; Mammalia; Rodentia; Heteromyidae
Gene: Lipm
Product: lipase, family member M
Exons: 9
Coding region: 1-1269 (422 amino acids)
Molecular function (GO): hydrolase activity, acting on ester bonds
Source: RefSeq, a predicted model, not a curated record
AUGUCAGACUUCUUGUCAAGAGCCUGGAUUUUUUCACAGAGAGUGGAGAUGUGGAUUCUGAUUCUGGUGGUUUAUUUGCUCCAAAGAAAUGUGAAUUCAGGCCAUUUGCCAACUAAAUCUGUGGACCCAGAAGCAUUCAUGAAUGUUAGUGAGAUCGUCCGACAUCAAGGCUAUCCCUGUGAGGAGUAUGAAGUUGCGACUGAAGAUGGGUAUAUACUUUCUGUGAACAGAAUUCCUCAAGGCCUAAUGCAACCUAACAAGAAUGGGUCCAGGCCGGUGGUAUUGCUGCAGCAUGGACUGCUUGGAGAUGCUACCAACUGGAUUUCCAAUCUCCCCAACAACAGUUUGGGCUUCAUUCUGGCUGAUGCUGGUUAUGACGUGUGGAUGGGAAACAGCAGAGGAAACACGUGGUCUCGGAAACACAAGACCCUCUCCAUAGAUCAAGAUGAGUUUUGGGCUUUCAGUUAUGAUGAGAUGGCUAGGUUUGACCUUCCUGCAGUGAUAAACUUUAUUUUGCAGAAAACGGGCCAGGAAAAGAUCUAUUAUGUCGGCUACUCACAGGGCACCACCAUGGGCUUUAUUGCAUUUUCCACAAUGCCAGAGCUGGCUCAUAAAAUCAAAAUGUAUUUUGCUUUAGCCCCCAUAGCCACAGUUAAAUAUGCAAAAAGCCCUGGGACCAAAUUUUUGCUGCUGCCAGAUAUAAUGAUUAAGGGAUUAUUUGGCAGAAAAGAAUUUCUUUACCAGACAAGAUUUUUUAGACAGUUGGUUAUAUACCUUUGUGGCCAGAUGAUUCUUGAUCAAAUUUGUGGCAAUAUCAUAUUACUGCUGGGAGGAUUUAACACAAACAAUAUGAACAUGAGUCGAUCAAAUGUCUAUGUGGCCCAUACUCCUGCUGGGACAUCUGUGCAAAAUAUUCUCCACUGGAGCCAGGCAGUGAAUUCUGGGGAACUCCGUGCAUAUGACUGGGGGAGUGAGACAAAAAAUCUGGAGAAAUGCAAUCAGCCUACUCCUAUAAAGUACAACGUUCAAGACAUGACAGUUCCAACGGCCAUGUGGUCGGGAGGGCAGGACUGGCUUUCAAAUCCAGAAGAUGUAAAAACACUGCUCUCUGAAGUGACUAACCUCAUCUACCAUAAGAACAUUCCUGAAUGGGCUCACGUGGAUUUCAUCUGGGGGUUGGAUGCUCCUCAGCAAGUGUACAGUGAAAUCAUACAUCUGAUGAAAGAGGAGGCCAACCUUUCCCAGGGAACCUGCAAGAUUACACUGUAA